Molecule: messenger RNA, 6075 nt
Organism: Telopea speciosissima
Lineage: Eukaryota; Viridiplantae; Streptophyta; Magnoliopsida; Proteales; Proteaceae
Product: DDT domain-containing protein PTM-like
Exons: 10
Coding region: 105-6035 (1976 amino acids)
Source: RefSeq, a predicted model, not a curated record
GUCAGAUUUCACUUCUUAUUCCAUUAAAACGUUAUUUUGCAGAGGUGAAUCAGGUACCACUCUGUUUCCUUCUGAAAAUCACGGUUGGGAUUGUCACAUGAGGAAUGGAGUUCGUGGGCAGGACUUUGAAGAAACGAUUUCGAGGGUUUGGGACUUUCUCUGGUGUUGUUGAAUCGUAUGACUCUGAUUCUGGGCUUUUCAAGAUUAUUUAUGAAGAUGGUGAUUCUGAAGAGAUGGAGCUUGGCGAGGUUGAUUCAAUUUUGAAGGGAAUCGAUGUGGGUGAAGCUGACGAACCCGUAGAGAAGAGAAGGCGUGGGCGUCCGAAGAAACGACGUCGGAGAGAGGCUGGAGCCGCAGUUCGUGAUGGUUCAGGUAAUUCUGCUGAUAGUUUAGUGAAUGAUCGUUGUUCUGGGGAGGGGUCUGAAGAUGCCCAGAUGAAAGGUGAUGUGAGUUGUGGGGGAUUUUCUAGAAACUUAGAGAAGGAAUGUGAGUUGGGUGGGAAUUUGAAGGAGAGUGUCUCUGCCAACGCUAACUUAAGCGAAAGUGUUUCUGGUAACGGGUUUUUAAGGGAAAGUUUUUAUUCUGAUGGGUUGAAUCCAAAUGUUCUUUCUGAUGAAAUUUUGGAGAAAAAUGUUUAUUCUGAUGAUAAUUUAAAGGGCAAUGUUCCUGUUGGACCUGCAAAAGGAGUCCAGAAGGUAAGAUUUGCUUUUGAUUUGAAUAAUUUAUUUCUUGAAGAAACCGAGGUGGAGAAUAAUAUUUCUGGAGGAGAUUUGGUAAAUAGUACUUCUGUUGAGACAAUUGAAGAAACCCAGAUGAAGGCAUUUUAUGCUGAUGGGAAUCCUAGAGAAAUGACUUCACAUGGAAGUUUGAAGGACGGAAUUUGUGGAGCUACGGAAGAAACCCAUGUGAAUUAUAGUACUGGUCUUGCGGACCAAGUGAUAAAGAAUACUUGUUUAGGGAUGGAUGAAGGAGUUCAGAAGGAAGAUGCUGGUUUUGAUAGAGAACUGGAGAGGGAAGCUGUUCCAGAAGGUUUAGAAUCCACCUCAGUAAAGGGCAGUGAUUUUUCCAUGCUUCAAUUGGAGGAGUAUAGUUCUCAUGCAGGUUCUGCAAGCAAGGGGAGUGAAAAUGAUUUGGGAUGCCCAAAUAAGGAGGAACCUAGUCAGAAGAAAAGAAGAAGGCUUUCUGAAAAUUUUAAGUCUACUACAGAAACUCUGUUGAGAAGGAGUACCCGCAGAGCAAGAGCUGCUGUCUCUUCUACGAAACAUGCCUUGAUCAUGGAGGAGUUCCAUGAAACUGAUACACCUGCAGUGAACAGUGUAUCAGAUGAGAAGCCCGUUAGCCCAGGUUUUAGUGGACUCGUAGAGCCAAGCCAUCUUCCUCCAAAGCUGGCACUACUGCCUUCGUCAAAAAAUCUGAAUUUGGACGAGAUUCCUAUUCUUGAUCUUUUCUCUGUUUACUCCUUUUUGAGGUCAUUCAGUACUUCACUUUUUUUGAGUCCCUUUGACUUGGAAGCUUUUGUAGCAGCAGUAAAAUGCAAGUUUGCUAAUUCGCUAAUUGAUUUUAUUCAUUUCUCUAUCUUGCAAACUCUGAAACUGCAUUUGGAGUUUCUUUCUAAGGAGGGCCCUGAAUCUGCUUCGGCUUGCCUGAGGGUUCUUAAUUGGGAGUUUCUGGACCUAAUUACAUGGCCUGUUUUUCUGGUUGAGUACCUACUAAUUCGUGAUUCAGAAUUAAAACCUGGUUUUGAUCUAUGUCAAUUGAAGCUUAUGGAUGACGACUACUAUAAACUGCCUGCAGCUCUAAAGGUUGAGAUACUUAGGUGUUUAUGUGAUGAUGUCAUUGAAGUGGAAGCCAUAAGGAUGGAGCUUAAUAGAAGAAUGCUGUCAUCUGAGCUUGAUUUGGAUAUUGACAGGAAUGUAAGUUUUGUGGGUAACAAGAAGAAGAAGGACCCAGUUGAUGAUUUGGGUGGUUCUUGCUUGACUCAGGAGAUGGUUGAUGAAACCAAUGACUGGAAUAGUGAUGAAUGUUGUCUCUGUAAGAUGGAUGGAAGCUUAAUAUGCUGUGAUGGUUGCCCUGCUGCUUAUCAUUCAAGAUGUGUAGGAAUUUUAAAGGAUCUUCUGCCAGAGGGUGAGUGGUACUGCCCUGAGUGUGUGGUAGGCAAACGUGACCUCCAGAGAAAGUCACCAAGAUCUCUCCGUGGAGCGGAACUUCUAGGAAUUGAUCCUUAUGGACGGGUAUAUUUUGGCAGCUGUGGCUACUUGUUGGUGUUUGAUUCAUGUGACACAGACUGUUCAUACUAUUAUUACCACAAGAAUGAUUUGGAUGCCAUUAUUGAAGUCCUCAAAUCAUCAGAAAGUCUUUAUGGUGAAAUAAUAAGAGCAGUCUCCAUGCAUUGGGACAUAUCUGUUAAUCCAAGUGGAGCUAAAGGUCACUCCAACUUACAGUCUCUUGCUGCAUGUACUGAUGUGGAAAUGGAGCCUCAAAGCUGUGCCCUCCAUUUGUCCUCAACUAUGCCAGUUUUAGAGAUGGAAGAAAUUAAGAAAGAGGCUAUUGAUGAAAGGAAGCCAAAUGAAAAUGGUGUUAAUAGCAUUACAACUGAAAGUUUUCGUCAGCAUGUUUUGGAUUCUGUUAGCCAGGUUGAUUCAGUAACCAUGAACAAGUUUAUAGAGAUGGUAAGUCCAUUUGCAAGCUCUGAGGGCUCUGCAGAUAUUUCGAAUGCUGCUGCAGGCAUUCAGGUGUCUCAUAAACCUGAAUUAGAUUGCUCUGAUAAAUCUGCUUCUACUACAGUUGCAUCUGAAAUCCCUGAAAAGGUCCACUGUUCUAUUGGAACAGAUACCUUGCAACAUGUUGACCAUAUUAAACAAGAGACUAAUUUGGAAUCUGCUCUCCCUGGACCUACAUCAUCCUUAAUUAAUCCAAGAGAAGGGAUGGUAGCUCAAAUGCAGUUUGAACCUGGUUGUUAUGUUAACUAUUACUAUUUUGCUCGGAUUGCAGCAUCUGUUGCUGAAUUGCUAAUGCGUAAAUCAGCAGACAACAUAAAUGAUGACCCCAAAAGAUCUGCUGAGGAAAUAAUUUCUGCACAGUUAAAGAUCAUUUGUAAAAAGUCAUCAAAAUUUGGUUGGUCAACUAUGGAGCAGUUAUAUUUAAAUGGACAGGAAGAAAAUUGUGGUUGGUGCUUCUCUUGCAAAAGUCCAUCUGAAAGUGAGAGCUGCUUGUUUAACGUGAGUUCUCCUGGAAGUCGUAAAAGUGAGGCAGUUGGUCUUUGUUCUAAGAGAAACCGGAAAAGCCAUCUUAUUGAUGUCAUUUGUCAAAUUCUCUUCAUUGAAGAACGUUUGCGUGGGCUUCUAUCAGGCCCAUGGCAGAAUCCGCAUCAUAUUAAGCUGUGGCGCAAAAGUGUUCUUAAAGCAUCGAAUGUUGCAUCAGUGAAAUGUCAGCUACUCAAUUUGGAGUCAAAUUUGCGCCGGAUUGCACUAUCAGCAGAGUGGUUAAAACAGGUGGAUUCUGUUGUUACAAUGGGUUCAGCUUCACAUGUCUUGGCAACUGCAGUAAAUGUUUCCUCUAAGCAUGGGAUCAGCAAAAAACGAGCCAGAUUUUUGGAUGCUGAUUCCAACUCUUAUUCAAUUGCUGCUGCCAAAUCAGGUAUCUUCUGGAGGGGUGGAAAGCUGUCACGCCAAGUUUUCCAUUGGAAGGGCUUGCCUCGCUCCUUGGCCUCCAAGGGAGGCCGACAAGGUGGCUGUAACAAGAUACCGGGAAUAUAUUAUGCUGAUGGUACAGAUUUAGCUAAGAGAAGUAGAUACAUUGCUUGGCGAGCUGCUCUCGAGAUGUCGACAAGUGUCCCACACCUUGCUUUGCUGGUUAGAGAGCUUGAUUCGUAUAUUAGAUGGGAUGAGCUUGAGAACAAUAAAGUUCUUUCUCUGUUAUCCAAGGAAUCUAGAAAAUUAAUGAGGUCAUUCAAGAAGGUGACUAUACGCAGGAAGUGCGUGGAAGCAUCACAGGUGAAGUAUCUUCUGGAUUUUGGAAAGAGAAAAAGUAUUCCUGAAACUGUCAGCAGACAUGGAACCAUGCUUGAAAUAUCCUCUAGUGAGAGGAAGAAAUAUUGGCUGGAUGAGUGUCAUGUUCCUUUGAAUCUCUUGAGGGCUUUCGAAGAAAGAAAACUAGCUCGGAUGGCCAAUAAGAAGAGUCCAGCAAAGCUUCCUGGUGAGGGUGGCAGAGUAAUGAAACCCUCCAAGAAAAGGGGACUCUCAUACCUUCUAUCGAAAGGAGAGAUUCCUGAGAACUACCAGUGUGGCCACUGUAACAAAGACCUACCAGUGGGGGAAGCUGUAAGUUGCCAUUACUGCAAAGGCUUUUUCCAUAAAAGGCAUGUCAGGAAGUCUGACAGGGCCAUUACUGCCAACUGCAUGUAUACAUGCCACAAAUGUCAGGAUGUGAAAGUGAAACAUACAAAGAUUAAAAUGGUGAAGGUAAAAAAGAGACCACAAAAGAGUAAAAAGGCCCCCAAAGAUGGACCAUUGGAACAGUCAUCGGACAGUAAGAAAGCCACCACAGGGGGGAUGUCGCUACGGCCACGAAACAAUGAUAAAUCUACCACAGAUGCAAGGUCAGUACGAUCUCAGAACAAUAAAAAAGCCUCCAAAGAUGGAUCUCCUGUAGAUUCAUGGAAUUGUAAAAAACCUUUGACUGACAGACGUUCAGUGCGGUCAGGGAAAAGCAAAAAAAUCUUAAGAGUUGGACGGCCAAAACGUGCAGUCAAGAAAGUGAAAUAUGCAUUGUUGCAAAGUAAAAGGCUUGGUGUAUGCAAAAAAGGGAAACAUGUCCAAUCUAAAAAUGAAAUAUCCAAUAACUCUGUUAUAGGCAUUUGCUGGCACAAGAGAAAGAGAACAGAGGUUUGUCAUGCUUACUGGCUAAAUGGUCUUCGGUUAUCUCGUAAAGUGAAUGACGACCGUACAAUUCCUUUUAAAGAAAGGAAACUUAUUCUUCCAUCCAAAAACUCAAGUGCUGCCAAUAUGCAAUACAAAUGCUGUCUUUGUAGUGGAGGAAGAUAUGCAUCCACAAUAAUCUAUAUUGGUUGUGAAAGCUGUGAAGAUUGGUUUCAUGGAGAUGCCUUUGGUCUUACUGAGGAAAAACUUGGCAGUGUUCUUGGAUUUAGGUGCCACAGAUGCCGCCAGAGAAAUCCACCUCUCUGCCCAUAUUUGCAAGAUGCAAUGGUUCAACUACAUGAUGUUAAAAAAGAUGUAGAGAUGCAAUAUAAUGAGGAUGUAUCUGAUGCUGGCCUUUUUCUGAUUGGGGGCGAUGACAAAGUGAAGCCACCACAUACAAAUUCUCCAUGUUUGUUACAUAUGCAUGCAUCUACUCAUGAGCAGAAAGCAGAUGCAAUUGCAGAUUCUGAUCAGAUUAUUAUGGUGGAUUGUUUGAUGGAAUCAAAAGAAGGGCAUGCAUUUGCCAGUAAUGAUCGGAAAGAAGAUAAAAUUGCAGAUUCUAAUGAUAUGGAGCAGAAAGCAGAUCCAGAUUCUAAUCAUACUCUUCUGUUGGAGUGUAAAACUGAAUCAGAAAAGACAAAUAUUUUUUCUGAUGAAUUGCUUGUUAGAGAAGGGCAUCCAUCUUGCAGAUUUGGUGAGAAUGUAAUAGAAACAGAGGUGGAGUCAUUAAGAAAUAAUAAAGUGGAAACAGUUUUGGUGGAGAUGACAGCCAGCUCAGAGAUGAUGCUGGUGGCUGGAACACUUGGUGACUACAGUGAGUUGCCCGAGCAGAAAGUGGAUGCUGUUUCAGAUUUUAAUCAGACUCUCAUAUUGGAUUGUGAAAUUGAAUCAGAAAAACAAUAUUUCAUUUCUGGUGAAUUGCUCAAAUCUGAUGAUAAUGUAAUAGCAACAGCAGUGUCAUCUUUAGGAAAUAAUGAGGUGGAAGAUGUUUCAGCAGAGAUGGUACCCAGCUCAGAAAAAGUGCUGGUUGCUAGAACACUUGAUGACUCCAGUGGGUUGCAUAACACAACGACUCUGUCAUCAAUUGAACUAUUGGAUACCAGAGAAAACAAAGUGUAGAUUGAUUUUUUUGUUCUAAAUAUUUAACAAUUUAUCUUGC